UUAUGCUAUAAAUAUACUCUUGUCCUUUGAUUUACAUUUUAUAAUGCUUUUUUGUGUGCUAUAGUGCAAACUUGGAUGAGGAGGCACAGGCUGGUACCAGUUCACUACAGGUAAUGUUGGAUCACCAUCCUGUUGCUAUUACAGUGGAGGUGAAGCAAGAAGAAGACAUUAAACCACCUCCUCCACUGGUUUUAAAUUCUCAGCAGAGUGAUAUUUUAGAGCAAAGAGAAGAACAUGAAUUAGUACAUGUUAUGGAAAGAUCCUUGUCGCCUUCACUUUCCUCUGUUGAUGUGAGAAUGACAUCGUCUCCAUCUUCUAUUCCAAGGAGAGAUGAUUUUUUUCGCCAUGAGAAUGGAGAACACUUUAGGUCACUAUUAGGGUAUGAUCCUCAAAUCCUGCAAAUGUUGAAAGAGGAGCAUCAGAUAAUUUUAGAAAAUCAAAAAAACUUCGGAUUGUAUGUUCAGGAGAAGAGGGAUGGAUUGAAAAGAAGGCAGCAACUAGAGGAAGAGCUACUAAGAGCAAAAAUUGAAGUGGAGAAGCUGAAAGCAAUUUGCUUACGGCAUGAUCUACCUGAAUAUAAUAGUCUGUAAGAUUUUUUUUCAGUCUUACAAUUUGAUAAUUUUAAUUUUGGCCAAAUUUCUUUAAUUUUGGAAUCUCCUGAAGCAAAAUAUAUAUUCUUGAAAAAUGUUGUUAAUCUCUACUAUGGAAAAACUUUUUUAACAUGAUUUUCUAAUUAUUUAAUUUUCUUUUGAGACAUUAAAAUUUACUGAUCGAUUGGCA
Messenger RNA from Microcebus murinus (gray mouse lemur), 780 nucleotides. NCBI's taxonomy places the organism in Eukaryota, Metazoa, Chordata, Mammalia, Primates, Cheirogaleidae. The record is from RefSeq and is a predicted model, not a curated record.